Saccharomyces mikatae IFO 1815 is the source of this 1908-nucleotide messenger RNA. RefSeq names its product E1 ubiquitin-activating protein UBA2 (gene UBA2). The transcript has a single exon. Lineage: Eukaryota; Fungi; Ascomycota; Saccharomycetes; Saccharomycetales; Saccharomycetaceae. The coding region runs from base 1 to 1908 and encodes 635 amino acids. Gene Ontology annotation, cellular component: cytoplasm; SUMO activating enzyme complex. The record is from RefSeq and is a predicted model, not a curated record. Gene Ontology annotation, biological process: protein sumoylation. Gene Ontology annotation, molecular function: SUMO activating enzyme activity.
AUGCCCAGAGAAACAAAUUUAGUGAAAAUUAUUGGUGAAGAUAGUUUCAAAAAGUUGCGGUCUUCAAAAUGUCUCUUAGUCGGUGCUGGAGGUAUAGGCUCUGAGUUAUUGAAGGAUAUAAUUUUGAUGGAAUUCGGAGAAAUACAUAUUGUCGAUUUGGACACUAUUGAUCUUUCCAACUUAAACAGACAAUUCCUUUUCAGACAGAAAGAUAUCAAGCAACCAAAAUCGACCACAGCUGUAAAGGCAGUUCAACAUUUCAAUAACUCUAAAUUAGUGCCUUAUCAAGGCAAUGUUAUGGACAUUUCUGCCUUUCCUUUACAUUGGUUUCAGCAAUUUGACAUUGUUUUCAAUGCCCUUGAUAACUUGGCUGCAAGACGUUAUGUUAAUAAAAUAUCCCAGUUCCUAUCACUACCCUUGCUAGAAUCUGGGACAGCUGGUUUUGACGGCUAUAUGCAACCGAUUAUUCCCGGUAAAACUGAGUGCUUUGAAUGUACAAAGAAGGAAACGCCGAAGACUUUUCCCGUAUGUACUAUCAGGUCGACCCCUUCCCAGCCAAUUCAUUGUAUUGUUUGGGCGAAGAAUUUUCUGUUCAACCAGCUGUUCGCGUCAGAGGCUUCUAUAAAUGAAGAUGAUGACAAGGAUUGGGGCACAGACGAUUCUGAAGAAAUCAAGCGUAUCAAGCAAGAGACAAAUGAGUUACAUGAACUACAGAAAAUUGUCAUCUCCAAAGAUGUAUCUCGUAUUCCAGAGAUCCUUAGAAAAUUAUUUGUUCAAGACAUAAACAAAUUGCUAGCCAUUGAGAAUUUAUGGAAAACAAGAACGCGGCCAGUACCGUUGUCAGACUCGCAAAUAAAGGGACCUACACAAGCAAUCAAGUUUGACUCUAACUCUGUUGGGACGUUACAGGAGCAAAUUAGUCAUUUCUUUACAACGACACGAAAACUAAUGGAUCGAUAUGCUAAAGAACAAAAUCAUAUUGAGUUCGAUAAAGAUGAUGCUGAUACCUUAGAAUUUGUCGUCACGGCAGCAAAUAUAAGAUGUCAUAUAUUCAAUAUUCCAAUGAAAUCUGUAUUUGACAUAAAGCAGAUCGCAGGUAACAUCAUUCCCGCCAUUGCAACAACAAACGCUAUUAUUGCCGGUUUGUCGUCAUUAAUUUCGUUGCGGGUUUUAAACCUUUUGGAAUAUGCACCCGUCACUAAAUACACAGACCUAAAUAUGGCCUUCACAGCUAAGGCAAGCAAUCUGUCCCAAAAUCGAUACUUAUCGAAUCCGAAACUAGCUCCUCCAAAUUGCAAUUGCCCUGUUUGUUCUAAAGUUUGUAGGGGUGUCAUCAGGUUAUCCAGCGAUUGCCUAAAGAAAAUAAAAUUAUCAGAUCUGGUCUGUUUAAUUCGUGAAAAAUAUGCAUUUCCGAAUGAUAUCUCGCUACUAGACGCAAGCAAUCAAAGAUUAUUACUCGAUUACGACUUUGAAGAUUUAAAUGAUCGCACUUUAUCAGAAGUUAAUCUAGGAAAUGGCUCUAUAUUACUAUUUUCCGAUGAAGAAGGCGAUACGAUGGUUCGUAAAUCUAUUGAAUUGUAUCUGGAUGUUAAUGAUGAACUCCCUCAUAAUACGUGCAGAUUACCGGACAUUGAAGUCCCGCUACUGAAGGUUGGUAGCAAUCUAUCAAAAAAUGAAGUGGAGGAGGCAAAUAAAAGAGAUAAUGAUAUAGCUACAGCCACAGGUAGUGAUGGAGUAGAGGGUAUCGUAGUAUUAGAUGAAGAUGAAGGUGACAUUAUCAUUGAUACCGAGCAGGUUAAUGAGUCAAAAAAAAGGUCGGCUGAUAUUGAGGUGUCUGGUGGGCCCAGUAUUAAAAGGGCGAAGUUAGUGAAUGAAUUAAACAAUUCUGAUGUUGUUGAACUAGACUAA